Messenger RNA from Lachancea meyersii CBS 8951, 690 nucleotides. The record is from the annotation of a GenBank genome assembly. Lineage: Eukaryota; Fungi; Ascomycota; Saccharomycetes; Saccharomycetales; Saccharomycetaceae.
AUGGAUAGAAAACAGCAAAGACGGUCUAACAAGCCACUUGGUAACUCUGUUCAAUUGGCGCAUGUUUUAGGCUCGGGAUCGAACAAAAUUAAGAAAAAGAUCCGGGACAUCGAACGUCUAUUGCAAAAAAAGAAGGACGUUCUUCCGGACACAAUUCUAAUUGAAAAGGAGAGAAGCUUGGAAGCUCUGCGAUUUGAGCUCAAAAACGCUGAGCUUCGUGUAAAAGUUCAACAAAAUGCCAAAAAAUACCAUAUGGUGCGCUUUUUCGAACGCAAGAAGGCCCUCAGACGUUAUAAACAAGCCGUCAAAACCAACAAUAAGAAGGAGAUUCGGGCAAGAGCUGUGGAUCUAUGCUACGUCGUGAAUUUCCCAAAAACGGAAAAAUACAUUGCUCUUUACCCCACGAGCGAAGACGGCAAGGACACCGAAGAGCCCGAACUCUCUGAAGAAAAAAACGACAAGACUACAGCACGCAGAUCGGCUUACCACAAGCUUAUCGCAGCUAGUAUGGACUCUGGUGAGUUGCCAGUCUCCUUACCUGACAUUCUUAAGGGCGCAAAACUGGACAGAGAUGGCAACGGCAUCCAACUAGCAGAAACUGGUAAGCCAUCCUCCAAGGAAAACACCAAACAAGAAUCAGGAUCAGGAGUCCAGGAGGAGGAAGACGAGGACGAUUUCUUCGAGAGUUAG